GCAGGUCGCACUUUCGUGAUAUCGACCGAUAGCAAUAGCUUUUCUGUUUGGGCUUAGCUUGAAAUUGAAGACAAAAUAGCCACUGUGUCUUAAGAUUUAUUAGUUAUUUUUUAGGAGGAAAACAAUCGCAAUUAUGUCUGCUACCGGAUUAGCAGAUGAAAUCGCCACUAUUGGCUUCCAGAUAAUCGCACUAGCCAAUGAAAAACUCGGUGGUAUAAAUAACGACGAUUUACUUUCGGCCCUACCGGAUGUGAAACCGGAACAACGUGUUCAAGCACUCAACAAACUACUGCAAGAAGGCGUGCUGGAGAUACUUAAAAAGGGCCAGUCGUUGAUCUACAGACUGAAGGAUCCAGCUAAAAAAUCUAUCGCCCCGAAGGACAUCGAUAAUGAGGAAAAAAUUAUUUACAACAUCAUCGAAGAAGGUGGCAACAAGGGAAUUUGGAUUCGGGACAUCCGUGUCAAAUCCAACCUGAUUAUGACACAGCUGAAUAAGGUGUUGAAACAGUUGGAAAAUAAGAAGUUGAUAAAGGCAGUGAAAUCUGUUAAUGCCAGCAAAAAGAAGGUUUACAUGCUGUAUAAUCUAGAACCGGACAGUUCGAUCACGGGUGGUGCGUGGUAUCAGGAUCAAGACUUCGAAGCUGAAUUCGUGGAUGUGUUGAAUCAGCAAUGCCUACGGUUUCUUCGCAUGAAGCGAGAAACAGCGAAGGAAUGCCGCGAUGGUCCACUGGCAGUGCAAAAACUGUCCUACUGCUCGGUAGCUGAUGUGCACAAGUUCAUAUCCGAUCUAGGCAUAAGUAAAAUAAGUUUGGAUGAAGAUGAUCUUGAAACGAUUCUGAAAACGGUGGUUUACGACGGGAAAGCCGAAUCACUCCUGACCGGUGAAGGUAAGUUUCUCUACAAAGCUAUCGAAAACCCACUGCCGUCUCCCGGGUUAGUGCAGAUGCCAUGUGGAAUUUGCCCGGUGAUUAAAAAUUGUUCAGAUUGUGGAGCAAUUACCCCAAAGCUAUGUUCCUAUAUAAGCGAAUGGCUGGAUUAAAUCAUCAUAACACAUGAUCGAU
Messenger RNA from Sabethes cyaneus, 1061 nucleotides. RefSeq names its product probable DNA-directed RNA polymerase III subunit RPC6 (gene Polr3F). The record is from RefSeq and is a predicted model, not a curated record. Gene Ontology annotation, cellular component: RNA polymerase III complex. NCBI's taxonomy places the organism in Eukaryota, Metazoa, Arthropoda, Insecta, Diptera, Culicidae. The coding region runs from base 134 to 1039 and encodes 301 amino acids. The transcript has 2 exons. Gene Ontology annotation, biological process: transcription by RNA polymerase III.